Messenger RNA from Helianthus annuus (common sunflower), 1325 nucleotides. RefSeq names its product protein LATERAL ROOT PRIMORDIUM 1. The record is from RefSeq and is a predicted model, not a curated record. Bases 431 to 1183 code for a protein of 250 amino acids. Gene Ontology annotation, biological process: positive regulation of DNA-templated transcription. The transcript has 2 exons. Gene Ontology annotation, cellular component: nucleus. Lineage: Eukaryota; Viridiplantae; Streptophyta; Magnoliopsida; Asterales; Asteraceae. Gene Ontology annotation, molecular function: DNA binding; DNA-binding transcription factor activity.
CACUUUCCCAUAAAAUCCACAAACCAAUGAAUACAUGAUCUUCUAAGAUCUUACUGAUAUUCUAACCUCACUGCAAUCUCGUAAUAUAUACCAUCUGUGAACUUCACAGAUGUUAGUUUUGUUUCUUGUGUUAAAAAGGGUUUGUGGAAUACAGUUUUGCUGAGAACAUAAUAAUUGCAAGAAUUUAAUUUACCAUAAUUAAAUAUUUUUAAUUGUGGCUUCUAGUAGGGGUACUAGGUUGUCUUCUGAUCAUUCUGGUGCAUUUAUAGACUGGGUGGCUAGCCCUUCUUCUGGUGGUAGGGCUGCUGACCAGGACCUCUCUUUGGGCUAUCAUGCUGCCCCCGCCCCCGUGGUUGGUCAUGGGGGCGGGACAACGGAGUUCUGGUCAGCAUCAUCUGGUCGCCAGAUAAGUUAUGGCACUCCACAUGAAAUGGGGAUGUUUUAUCAUCCGCAUGCUCACUCUCUCAACACCACGGUUUCCACUGCCGCCGUUGUGACUAGUCAUGGUUUUAGCAGCGGGGGCGGUGGUAUUUCGGUGUUACCCUCAGGGUCUACUCUGAAUUGUCAAGACUGUGGGAACCAAGCUAAGAAAGAUUGUACCCAUCGGAGGUGUAGAACUUGCUGUAAAAGUAAAGGUUAUGAUUGUGAAACUCACGUGAAAAGCACGUGGGUACCUGCCGCUCGUCGUCGCGAACGUCGCCCUAUCACGUCCACCGGCUUUCCAGGAGCGGGUUCAUCAGUUUCUACCUCCGGCUUGAAGAAACCACGGCUCACUUCUCAUACCCCCACCCCAUCACACACUUCAACUUCAAAUACCACACCUCCAAGAAGCUUCGACACUAGUUCUAGUCAUCACCAAGAUGCAAGCUUUAUGAAAUCAUUGCCGGGUCAAGUGCGUGCUCCGGCGGUGUUCAAGUGUGUGAGGGUAACGACGGUAGAAGACGAAGCCGACGAAUAUGCUUACCAAGCAUGUGUAGUAAUUAGUGGUCAUGUGUUUAAGGGUUUUCUCUAUGAUCAAGGAGUUGAGCCAAGAGACCAAACCCAUGUUCCAAAUUUGUCUGAAUUGCAUCUAGGCGGUGGUGGCGGUGGCGAAGGACAGCAUGUGGGUGGCUCUUUAAGUACACAGCCACCACCGGAGUCACCGGUGGUGUACGGUUCCUCCGGUGGCGGAUUGCUUGAUUGACACCAUUAUUAAUUGUCGGUAUCUUUUGUUUUGUUGGGUUCUAUUAUAACCCCAAAAUGUUAUGGAAUCAAUUUUUGAAAUGGGUUCGGUCAGUUUGUACUAUUUAAGUGAUACUAUUUGUUGUCCAAUCAAAUUUUUAUUA